Messenger RNA from Selaginella moellendorffii, 2293 nucleotides. RefSeq names its product tubulin beta chain. Gene Ontology annotation, cellular component: cytoplasm; microtubule. The transcript has 5 exons. Gene Ontology annotation, biological process: mitotic cell cycle; microtubule cytoskeleton organization. The record is from RefSeq and is a predicted model, not a curated record. Gene Ontology annotation, molecular function: GTP binding; structural constituent of cytoskeleton; GTPase activity. Lineage: Eukaryota; Viridiplantae; Streptophyta; Lycopodiopsida; Selaginellales; Selaginellaceae. The coding region runs from base 733 to 2070 and encodes 445 amino acids.
AAAGCGAACAAUCUACGACUUUAAAAUCUAGAGCUCUAGCAGAUUGCUCCGGAAUGUUUGGAAGCUUUCACGAAGUGAAAGAAAUUUAUGAGACCCUGCAAGGAAUUCCAGGAAAGGAAGCUUAUCCUUUUGGCAGUGCCAGAGGCACCAUAGCCGGCUCCAACAGGUUAUCUCUUUCUUUCUAUCCUUUUUUUUGCCUUCUCUCUCUCUUUGUAAUCACACGUUCGUGCAUGUUCGUCUAAGCCAGCCAAACAUCAACGUCUAAAAACAACGUCAUUUUCAACCACAUACUUGAUUUGUCCGCCGUACGGCCCAUUCGUACUCCGCGAAUGGGCCCCUGGCCCACUUUGAUAAUGGUCGCAUGUGAUUUACAGGCAAGCACAAGAUAUUUUUCCGUGGUUAAGUUACCUAGCGGGUGAAAUUCUUUUCACCGCUACCGCCACCGCCUCUGAUUCGAAAAUUUUCGCGGGCACUCGUCGAAAAGUUAAAACAAGGACGCCAGAUGGGAAAUUAAAUGCAAGGUAGCCCGGACGCCAAGUUUUGUUCCAAUGCGGCUAAUCACAGGUUCCCAUGUAUAAAGAAUCUUCCCCCUGUUUAGUAAUAAACUCUUUUCGCUAGUUAUUUUCCCUUCCUUUGUAUCGGCUCCUGGGGCGGAGCUAAAGGCGCUGCGCGUUUGAGGAGCUUCUUCCCGGCUGUGAAGGCGCUGCCUCUUCUUCUCCAAGGCAAGCGAAGAUGCGUGAGAUCCUCCACAUCCAGGGCGGGCAAUGCGGGAACCAGAUCGGCGCCAAGUUCUGGGAGGUGAUCUGUGACGAGCACGGGAUCGAUCCCACCGGGAACUAUCAUGGCGACUCGGAUCUCCAGCUCGAGAGGAUCAAUGUCUACUACAAUGAGGCCACCGGCGGCCGCUUCGUCCCCCGUGCGGUGCUCAUGGAUCUAGAGCCCGGUACCAUGGACAGCGUGAGAUCCGGCGUAUUUGGGCAGAUCUUCCGGCCGGACAACUUCGUGUUUGGGCAAACCGGCGCUGGAAACAACUGGGCCAAGGGUCACUACACAGAGGGCGCCGAGCUCAUAGACUCCGUGCUCGAUGUGGUGAGAAAGGAAGCCGAGAGCUGCGACUGCCUCCAAGGUUUCCAAGUUUGCCACUCCCUUGGAGGAGGUACUGGGUCGGGGAUGGGUACACUGCUCAUCUCUAAGAUCAGGGAAGAGUACCCAGACCGGAUGAUGCUCACAUUCUCCGUGUUCCCGUCCCCAAAGGUGUCCGACACGGUCGUGGAGCCUUACAACGCGACGCUCUCAGUACACCAGCUCGUGGAGAAUGCCGACGAAUGUAUGGUCCUGGACAACGAGGCCCUGUACGACAUAUGCUUCCGGACGCUCAAGCUCACCACUCCAACCUUCGGUGACUUGAACCAUCUCAUCUCGGCAACGAUGAGCGGUGUCACUUGCUGCCUCCGCUUCCCCGGGCAGCUCAACUCCGACCUCCGGAAGCUGGCCGUCAACCUCAUCCCAUUCCCGAGGCUCCACUUCUUCAUGGUUGGCUUCGCGCCGCUCACGUCGCGCGGCUCGCAGCAGUACCGCGCGCUGACGGUCCCGGAGCUGACCCAGCAGAUGUGGGACGCCAAGAACAUGAUGUGCGCUGCCGACCCUCGCCACGGCCGCUACCUCACCGCCUCGGCGAUGUUCCGCGGCAAGAUGAGCACCAAGGAGGUGGACGAGCAGAUGAUCAACGUCCAGAACAAGAACUCGUCCUACUUCGUGGAGUGGAUCCCCAACAACGUCAAGUCGAGCGUGUGCGACAUCCCGCCCAAGGGACUGAAGAUGGCGUCGACGUUCAUCGGGAACUCGACCUCGAUCCAGGAGAUGUUCCGGCGAGUGAGCGAGCAGUUCACGGCCAUGUUCCGGCGCAAGGCCUUCCUCCACUGGUAUACCGGCGAGGGAAUGGACGAGAUGGAGUUCACCGAGGCGGAGAGCAACAUGAACGAUCUGGUGUCCGAGUACCAGCAGUACCAGGACGCGAGCGCCGAGGAGGAAGGGGAGUACGAGGACGAGGUCGAGGAACUCCAGGCGUGAUCCCAGCGAGACAAUGCAAGUUACAACCAGUGAAGAUCAUCGCUUUGCUAUAGUCUAAAGGUGACUAUUACUACUUCUCUACUCUACUACUGAGGUUCUUUACUCUACUCUAUUUUUUUGGCUCUGAGCUUUUGCUUUCUCUUUGUACUCCCUCUAUUCGCAUUACGCUGGUUUUUUGUAUGCUUUCAAGGAUAAUAAUCUGGUAUAAAUCCGCGUCGUGGUU